Contarinia nasturtii (swede midge) is the source of this 2285-nucleotide messenger RNA. It is a transcript of the gene Rab23, whose product is annotated as ras-related protein Rab-23. Bases 1387 to 2055 code for a protein of 222 amino acids. NCBI's taxonomy places the organism in Eukaryota, Metazoa, Arthropoda, Insecta, Diptera, Cecidomyiidae. The transcript has 9 exons. The record is from RefSeq and is a predicted model, not a curated record. Gene Ontology annotation, molecular function: GTPase activity; GTP binding.
AGGUGAACGCCAGCCAACGUUCAGUUGAAAAAUAGCAUUCGAUUUAAGUGCACGUACAUUUCGACCGGUCGCACUGAAGAAGAAGAGAAGAAUAAAAAUAUAACUCACCCACAAAAACCGAAGCUGAAACAGCACGUAAUGGGGUCCAAUCAUUAGAUAAAGACAAACAUAGUGUUGAGGAUAAAAAAAAGUUGUGCAUGAAAAAAAAGAGUGUCGAAAACGAAAGAAGCCGAAGCGGAAAAAAGAAUGAAUACGAAACCAUAAACUUAAGUGAAUAAAGUACAAACGCACAUAUUACACGAGUUUCAAUAUCAAUCAAAGAGGCAUUCAAAUGGAUAUUGUACAGUGUUGAAAUUGGUCUUGUGUGAUCACAGUGGAAAAACUGAAGAAAAAAAAUCAUUCGAUCGCACGAAGUAAAGACUUUGUAGAGAACAGAAGAAAGAAAGAAAAAAACUGUAAAAAAAAGAAAAUACCUGCCAAUUGUGCCAAUUAGAGAGAAUAAAACAGAUCGAGAUGUUACUAAAAUUGUUGUCGAUUUAGUAAUCAUUAAAUGUGUAUCGCGUUUCAAUUUAUAAGCUAAUAAAUUAUAUCGGCUAAGUUACUGUUUGAAUUGUAGCCAAAAUAACCAUUUGUUGCGCAUGAAAAUUCAUUUUAAAGCAAUUUUAAAAUAAAUAAAAUAAAAACUGUAAUAAACGAUACAAGAGAAAAAGAAAACCAAGCCAACGAUCGAAAACAAUCAGCGCUCCAAGUUUGAAAGUGUCAGAACAUGGACUAAAACAAAUGAUGCAGUGUGAAAAUCAUAUGUCGGAUGGCGAGACAACAAGAACAAGACGUUUGCAUGCAACCGCUUAAAAUUAUAUGCUCAAGGUACAACAAGUUGGAAAGAAGACAGAGACACCGGUACAAUUUUACCAUGUAAUGAAUGCACAUCGGGUUCAUUUGUUCAACGUUGUCGAUGGAAAACAAAAAAACAGAGAAACAAAAACGUAGCAAAGAAUGUUUGUAUUGUGUCUUGACUAUGUAUCUGGUGCAGUUUAAAAGCGAACCCUUGAAUUACCUACAAAGAUAGAUUUCGAUGAAUGAAUUGAAAUUGAAUGAACUUGGAAGUGAAUCAGACAAAUAUCACAAACACAAUAAAAGCGCAUACACAACACGAUCGCACACUCUCAUUCAAUACCCGAUUUCAGCAAACACACACAUACAUUCGUAUCUUUCUUUUCCACAGUCAAAUUUUUUCUUUAAUUAGACACAACGAAAAACUAAUCUUACCACGAAGCAAACGUAUAGACGAAAAAUAAAUAAACACACACAAAAUUAGCAGCGGCAACGAAGACGAAAUAGAUAAAAUAAUUUAGAAGCAGCAAACAUUCAACAAACAAUAACACAAUGAGAGAAGAAGAACUGGAGAUAGCAAUUAAGGUUGUCAUCGUGGGCAAUGGUGGUGUUGGCAAAAGCUCGAUGAUCCAACGAUAUUGCAAAGGCAUCUAUACAAAAGACUAUAAAAAGACAAUUGGCGUCGAUUUCUUAGAAAGACAAAUUGAAAUUGAUGGAGAAGAUAUUCGAAUAAUGCUCUGGGACACUGCUGGUCAAGAAGAGUUCGACGCAAUUACCAAAGCAUAUUACCGUGGCGCUCAGGCAUGUGUUUUAGCGUUUAGCACAACCGAUCGAAUGUCAUUUGAAGCAGUCAAAGAAUGGAAGAUGAAGGUUGAAAAUGAAUGUGGUGAAAUUCCAACCGUAAUUGUGCAGAACAAAAUCGAUCUAAUGGAACAAGCUGUGGUUUUACCUGAGGAAGUCGAUCAGUUGGCAAGAAAUUUGGGCUGUCGCCUGAUUCGAACAUCGGUCAAAGAGGACGUAAAUGUAUCAUCGGUUUUUCGCUACUUAGCAACAAAAUGCCAUCAAAUUAUGAUGCAACAAUACAAUGUAGUGCCAGUUGGACAACCAACAAUUAGUGCGUUUAGUCCAACAUUUACGAAAUCAAAGGGAACGAUUAUUUUGAGACCGUCAAAGAAAGCAUCACGUCGGAAAGCUGUACUGAAGAAAUGUAGAAUUUUAUAAAACAAAACAAAAAUCCACUUCGGUCGUGAUAAUAUGACUUGUCAUUUCUUCAAUCAAAAACUGUUAUUCUGCAGAAAGCAUUACUCUCGAAUUAAGAGACGAACUAAUGUAAAAAACAAUAAUUAUAAUGAAAAAUAUUGAAUUUAUAAGAAUGUCAGCGAUGCAAAUGAAAUGUUAAAUGCAUAUAAAUUGGGUUUCAAAAGACCUUUGUAGAUAAAUACUGUUUGUAA